This is a messenger RNA of Trichosporon asahii var. asahii CBS 2479, 3015 nucleotides long. RefSeq lists its product as uncharacterized. The coding region runs from base 1 to 3015 and encodes 1004 amino acids. The record is from RefSeq and is a predicted model, not a curated record. The transcript has 3 exons. Gene Ontology annotation, cellular component: plasma membrane. Lineage: Eukaryota; Fungi; Basidiomycota; Tremellomycetes; Trichosporonales; Trichosporonaceae. Gene Ontology annotation, molecular function: calcium-activated cation channel activity.
AUGACGACCCCCGUCACCCCGGCCCAGGGUGGUCCGCCAGAUGCUUCUGACAUCUUCAACACAAUCCAGCAGGGUUACGCCGAGGCGCGAAAGGUCAACGCAAAGGCCGUUCUUACCCAGUUCGCGAUUAACGGCGGCAUCUCGCUCCUUAUCCUCGUUCUGUUCUGUUUCUUCCGACCAAGACAGAACAAGAUCUAUGCGCCGAAAGUCAAGUACGCUGUACCACCUGACCCGAACGACGACGACUAUGAACCGCCGCCGCCAGAGUUGGGACGAGGCUUCUUCUCGUGGAUCAAGCCCGUUGUGACCUACACCGAGACGCAGAUGCUGCAAACCUGCGGGCUGGACGCAGUCGCCUUCCUCCGCAUGGUCCGCAUGCUGGUCUACAUCUUCUGCGGCGCUACGUUGCUCGGUGUCGCCCUCGCCAUUGUGUACGGAGUGUACAACUUGAAGCAUGUUCAGAGCAAUAACCGACAAGAUCAGCUAUCCGCCAUCACGAUAGAGAACGUGACCGACGCCUGGGCGUGGCCGGCCGUUGCAGUCAACUACCUGCUGACGUUCCUCGUCAUAUUCUUCGUCUGGCAUAACUGGAAGGUCAUGGACAAGUUGCGCUACAACUGGUUCCGCUCUAAGUCGUACCAGCACAAGCUGUCGUCGCGCACCAUCAUGCUCACGCGAGUGCCUAGGGAGUACCGCUCAGACGAGGGCCUUGUGCACCUGAUGAGCCGCCUCAAGGUCGACGGCAUCAAGAUCACGAACGAAAUCGAGUGCACAACCAUCGGCCGCCGGCUCGGGGACUUUCCACAACUGGUAGAGGAUCACAAUAAGGCUGUGAAAGACCUCGAAAAGACGCUUGUAAAGUACCUGAAGCACGGCAAGAUGGCUUCGCAGCGCCCGCUGCUCCGCAAGGGCGGCUGGGCCUGCUUUGGUGGCGAGAAGGUUGACAAGAUUGACUAUCUGGCCAACGAGAUCAAGUUCCUCCGCGACAAGGUUGACGCCAAGCGCCAGUACAUCGACUCUUUGCUGCGGCGCGAACGCAAGGCUCGCAAGAUGCCGUUCAAGUCUUCCAACCAGAUUGAAGAGCGCAUCGAGGGCGAGACCUACGGCUUCGUGACCUUCAAGACGGUCGCUGAGGCCCACCGCAUCGCCCGCAUCUAUGCUGGAAAGAGGAAGGACAUGGGCGGAGCCCACCUCCAGUUGGCACCGGAGCCGCGCGAUGUUAUUUGGAAGAAUCUGACGAAGGACGGACCCGAGCUCGUCACUGCACGGAACCUCGGCUGGGUUUUCAUCGGACUCAUCUGUUUGGCGAACACGAUUCCCGUGCUGCUCAUCACGGUUCUCGGCAACUUGUCGCUGUGGGCGGAAUGGGUUGGAUUCCUCCGGAGCUGGCGUGAGCAUUCUAGCUGGACUUUCUCCACCAUUUCCGGUCUCCUCGCCCCCUCGAUCCUCGCCAUCCUUGCGUUCAUCCUGCCCUACAUUCUGCGUCGCGUCUGCAAGUACCAGGGUGCUCAGACGCGCAGCCGCCUCGACCGAGCCACCUUUGCUCGAUACUACUUCUUCAUGGUUAUGUGGUAUUUGAUCCUCUUCACGGUUCUGGGUGUUAUUGUCAACCUCGUGGGAAACAUUGUCAAGGAUAUUGGCAGAGGAAAGUCGGCCAAGGAUAUCUUUGGCAUGUUCAAGGACCUACCGAAGGACGUGCAGGGCACCUACGUUCAACAGAGCACGUAUUGGCUCACUUGGCUGCCUCUGCGUGGUUUCCUCGUCUUCUUCGAGAUCAUCCAGUUACUGAGGCUCGCGCUCGUCUCCUUCCGCCGCAUCAUGUUCAGCUACACUCCCCGUGACAUCCGCGACUUGACGAGGCCGCCAGCGUUUGAGUACUACAUUGUCGGAGUCAAUCUCCUCUUCCUCGCGACUGUCGGUCUCGUCUACGCCCCCCUGGCACCUCUGGUAGCUAUCGGCUGCUUGUUCGUUCUUCUUUUCUCUCUCUUGAUUUAUCAGCUGCUCUACGUGUAUGUCACGAAGGCAGAGUCCGGCGGCCGCAUGUGGAGAGUGUACACCAACCGCGUUUUGGUCGCCACCCUCUUCAUGCAGCUGCUCAUGAUCCUCACGACGGGUCUCAUUCGUGCCCACUGGAUCGACGCGAUCGCGAGUGCCCCGCCUGUUCUCAUCCUACUCGCGUUCAAGAUAUAUUUAAACCGCACGAUCGAGUACAACUUCAAGUACUACAUUGCCACGCCGUCCGAGGCAGAGGCGCAGCGCCAGGCUGCCAUGUCCGAGAAGCGUGUGAAGUCGUCCGAGGUCACCCGCAGGUUCCUGAACCCCGCCCUGCGCCGCGACCGCGUCUACAACGUCAUGGUCCACAAGAACCAGGAGGAGCUUGCGCGCUCCGUGCUCGCGGAGUACCCCUGGUUCUCGGCCAAGCACGAGCACGACGGUGUCGAGGUUAUGGCGGUUCGCGAGGAGAACCUGGAGUACAACCCUCUGCGCGACGACAAGGACUGGGACACUCGCUCUGUCAAGUCGAACAUGACUGGUCUUACGGCGCUCACGAAGUCGGAGUUUGGUGGUGGCGAGGACACUAUUCCGAUGCUACGUCACAACCGCUCGUUCGGCGACUCGCUCUCCGCCCUGCCAGAGGAGAACAUGUCGACGGACGGUCUCGUCCUCGCGGCGGCACCCACGGGUAUGGCACCCUCUCCUGCGCCAUCGCCUUACUCUGAGCCAUGGCACCAGGAUGGCACCUACCCGCCCCGCCCAUUCGGACAGCGACCUCCGCCACCCAUGCACCAGCACUCAACCAGCUCAUACGGCGACUCGCCCACUCUGGUGCCCCUGGACCGCUUCGACUCGCACGGCAGUGUGGGUAGUCUCGGCCGCGGUGUCAGCCCUGCCCCAAGCUACACUGGCGGCUACGCGCCAGUGCGCAACCCCUCCACUCAGGACCUGCCGCGCGUAGGCAGCGGGAACGAGGUGCCUCAGACGUGGCCUCACCCGCCGCCCGGAGGGAUGUACUAG